Messenger RNA from Chenopodium quinoa (quinoa), 405 nucleotides. RefSeq names its product elongation factor 1-beta 2-like. Bases 1 to 405 code for a protein of 134 amino acids. Gene Ontology annotation, molecular function: guanyl-nucleotide exchange factor activity; translation elongation factor activity. The transcript has 5 exons. The record is from RefSeq and is a predicted model, not a curated record. Gene Ontology annotation, cellular component: cytosol; eukaryotic translation elongation factor 1 complex. Gene Ontology annotation, biological process: translational elongation. NCBI's taxonomy places the organism in Eukaryota, Viridiplantae, Streptophyta, Magnoliopsida, Caryophyllales, Amaranthaceae.
AUGGAGGAUAAGUCUAACCCACCUGAGGUUGGAUCAGCUGAAUCAAGGAAUCCACCUGAGGUUGGAUCCGUUGAAUCGCUGGUAACUGCAUUAGGUCGUGUGGUGAUAAGUUUCCCUGGCCAAGCUGCCUGUGUGAGAUUUUCUUCCCAGGGAGCUCCAGCUGCAUCUGCUGCUCCUGCUGAGGAAAACAAGGAAGCAAUGGCUGAAGAUGAUGACGAUGAUAUGGAUCUCUUUGGUGAUGAAACCGAGGAAGAGAAGAAGGCUGCAGAUGAGAGAGAGACAGCUAAGAAGGCAUCUGAAAAGAAGAAAGAAAGAAGCUUCUGGGCAUUCUCUUCUAUUGGUGCCAUUGAAGGAAUCAACGCGAUCAAUAAGAAAGAACUCAUCACUCAGAGCAGGAGCUUGUAG